UGGCAAGGUGCUGCUGAGGCCCCGGACCUCCCAGGAGGUGGCUCACAUCCUCAGGUACUGUCAUGAGAGGAACCUGGCUGUGAACCCGCAGGGGGGAAACACGGGCAUGGUGGGGGGCAGCGUGCCUGUCUUUGAUGAGAUCAUCUUGUCCACCGCCCAGAUGAACCAGGUCAUCAGCUUCCACAGCGUGUCAGGGACCCUGGUGUGCCAGGCGGGCUGUGUCCUGGAGGAGCUCAGCCGCUACGUGGAGGAGAGAGGCUUCGUCAUGCCCCUGGACCUGGGGGCCAAGGGCAGCUGCCACAUCGGGGGGAACGUGGCGACCAACGCUGGUGGCCUGAGGUUUCUGCGCUACGGCUCACUGCAUGGGACUGUCCUGGGCCUGGAAGUGGUACUGGCCGACGGCACCAUCCUGAACUGCCUGACCUCUCUGCGGAAGGACAACACGGGCUAUGACCUGAAGCAGCUCUUCAUCGGGUCGGAGGGCACACUGGGGGUCAUCACGGCUGUGUCCAUCCAGUGUCCGCCCAAGCCCACGGCGGUGAACGUGGCUUUCGUCGGUUGUCCAGGCUUUGCUGAGGUUUUGCAGACCUUCAGCAGCUGCAGGGGGCUGCUGGGUGAGAUCCUGUCCGCGUACGAGUUCCUGGAUGCCGAGUGCAUGCGGCUGGUCACGCACCACCUGCGCCUCACCAGCCCGGUGCAAGAAAGUCCGUUCUAUGUCCUCAUCGAGACCUCAGGCUCCAGAGCGGAGCACGAUGCUGAGAAGCUGAGUGACUUCCUGGAGCAGGUGCUGAGCUCCGGCCUGGUGACGGACGGGACCCUGGCCACGGACCAGAUGAAACUCAAGGUGCGUGGGUGUUGCUGGUGCCUCCUUGCGUCCCUCGCGCUCAGCUGGUCCAGGACUCUGCGCAGGGCCCCGUGUUCAGCUCAGAGCGCGUGGUGUCUGAACGUGAGCAGGUGUCCUGCCUCUUGGGAAAUGUACUUUGGGUCUCGUCAUUAUCAGCGGUGCUUCCAGGCCGUUUUCCUCCUGGCCCUGACCAUGCUCCUGCUGACCGGCAUCCUGCACAUGGACAUGGGGCAGCUCACACACCUGCUUGGGGGCCAGGCCGAGGGGCCGCCCAUCAUCAAUGUCAUGUUCCUCAAGACACACAAGACGGCCAGCAGCACGGUGCUCAACAUCCUCUUCCGCUUCGCGGAGACACACAACCUGUCUGUGGCACUGCCCGUGGGCUCGCGCUUCCACCUGGGCUACCCCUGGCUCUUCCUGGCGCGCUACGUGGAGCGCUCCAAGUUCCACGGGCCACAGCAGCGUUUCAACAUCAUGUGCAACCACCUGAGGUUCAACCUGCCCGAGGUGCAGAAAGUCAUGCCCAACGGCACUUUCUACUUUUCCAUCGUCAGAAACCCCGUCUUCCAGCUGGAGUCCUCCUUCACCUACUACAGGGACUAUGUCCCUGCGUUCAGGCACGUGGAGAGCCUGGACGCCUUCCUGGCCUCCCCCUGGACCUACUACAACCAGAGCGCGGGCUUGUACAACGCCCCGGCCAGGAACCACAUGUGGUUCGAUCUGGGCUUCGACAACGACGCGCAGGCGGACGACGAGGGCUACGUGCGCGCGCGCCUGGCCGACGUGGAGCGGCGCUUCCAGCUGGUGCUCAUCACGGAGCACUUCGACGAGUCCCUGGUCCUGCUGCGGCACCUGCUGCGCUGGCGGCUGGACGACGUGGUGGCCUUCCAGCUCAACUCGCGGAGCACGCGCAGCGUCGCCAGCCUGACGCCUGAGGGCCAGGCGCGCGCCAAGCGCUGGUGCGCCCUGGAUUGGCGACUCUACCAGCACUUCAACCGCACCUUCUGGGCCCGCGUGCACGCCGAGCUGGGCCCGCGGCGCCUGCGCUCCGAAGUGGCGCGACUGCGCGCGCGGCGGCGCGAGCUCAUGGCGCGGUGCCUGCAGGACGGCGUGGCCAAGAACAAGUCGCAGAUCACCGACCCCCAGCUGCGCCCCUUCCAGUCGGGUCAGGCCGACAUCCUGGGCUACAACCUCAGGCAGGGCCUGGACAACCAGACGCAGUGGAUGUGUCAGAGGAUGGUCAUGCCUGAGCUGCAGUACACGACCCGUUUGUAUGCCCUGCAGUUCCCAGAAAAGGACCCCAAACACAUACCCUUCCUGGAGUAGAAGGACAGCGCCAGGGACAGGGUCCCCGUCCCAGCCCCUCCUCUCCCCCUGUCAUCCCUGGGAGACCAUGGCACCAAUUCGUGAGGAGGGGGGCUCCUGGGACAGCUGCUGGUCAGGGUGAAGACCCCUCUGAAGGCACCCACCUGUGAUCCAUCCUCUUGGAGGCACUGAGAACCCCACUCUGGGACAGUAGGCACACUCGGUCCGAGGGUAUGAACCUGGUUAACAGGUAGAAAAGACUUACAAGGUGGGAAGGUCACUGAUACUAAAUUACAAGUUGACAAACUGCCCCGGGAAAGAACACACGUAGGCACAUUGACCAUCAGAAGAACUCGAACCCAGGGGAUCCAGAGGGCCUUGGGCAGCAGGGCUGGGAGUCCCCGAAGGACCCCAGGUGGCUCCCUGAAUGUGCUGGCUGUGGGACAUGAUGCUGGUCACAGAGACCUUGUGGGACACCCACUGGCAGCCCUUGGAAGCUGGUAUGAGGCAGUAAGGAUCUGGAAUGUUCAGCUUCCCAUCUAGGGCUGGAUGAAGCUUCUUCGCAAGUAAAGAAUGGCUUUAGGUUGAGAAAUGUUGAAACUGCUUACGAGACAAAUGGUUUAACCGGAGCGAAAGCUGAGGAUUCGUGCCACAGCUCCCUGUUGGGGUAGCCCCCCUGGAAUGUGUGGCAUCUGACCUGCUAGAGGAGCUCCCAUGGACCUACAGCAGACCCCGUUGUCCUGGAGACCACCUUGGAUGCAGUCCCAGAGGAGGUGGCUUCCAGGCACCCCUGUUUGUCAAUUGCAGGGAGGGACUGAGGGUCCCCUGCCUAGUAGGACGUGAUCCUGGCUGCCUGGGGGCCCAGAGGUUAGAGUGGGGUGCAUACCAGUGGCGUAGACCCUGUGUCCCUUCUGCCCAGUACCCACAGUCUUCUUCCUUCCACGUGAGGGUCCUCAGCCGUGAAGACCCCAGGAGCCUGGCCGGGGCACCUGGGGAGGGGCUCCAUGUGUAGGCCCUCGCACGAGUCGUCCCGGCCAGCCUGCCAGCCAGGGUGAGGGAGACAGGUGGCCACCCCCGUCCCCGCCACCACGGCAGGGCGUCUGUUCUGGCAUACCGAUCAGGACCACGGAGUUACAGUAGAAAUCUGAGGGUGUUUGCUCUGCCCUUGUGGCUGGCAGGAACGUAGACUGGUUCUGUCUCUUUGGGAGGAAAUUCGGGGUUAUUUAUUACAGUGUAAAGUGCGUGUGGUUUGCAAGAGAGCUCGGAAAACAGCCCACUCGGGAACUCCAUCCAGAAGGGAGGUUUCAAAUGCUGAAGUCGUCUGCAGCCGAUAAACGUUGGGAGCACUGAGUCUGCAGAA
Messenger RNA from Leptonychotes weddellii (Weddell seal), 3509 nucleotides. The record is from RefSeq and is a predicted model, not a curated record. Lineage: Eukaryota; Metazoa; Chordata; Mammalia; Carnivora; Phocidae.